Manis pentadactyla (Chinese pangolin) is the source of this 4997-nucleotide messenger RNA. It is a transcript of the gene LHFPL2, whose product is annotated as LHFPL tetraspan subfamily member 2. The record is from RefSeq and is a predicted model, not a curated record. Gene Ontology annotation, cellular component: membrane. Lineage: Eukaryota; Metazoa; Chordata; Mammalia; Pholidota; Manidae. The transcript is spliced from 2 exons. Bases 329 to 1015 code for a protein of 228 amino acids.
GCCGGGGCCGGGAAGGCCGGCGCGGGCAGCGCGCGCACUUGGCUUCGGGGCCGGGCAGGUUGGCCAGCGCGCUGCAGGGGCGGGGCCGCCCGCUAACCGCCCUCCUCCUCUCCCGUAGGUGAGGCCGGCGCCUGCCCCGGAGCUGCUGCGACAUGGCAGCGUGACAGCCCAGGACUGCCCUGCCAGGAGAAACGGAGCCCGAGGCUUCAGGGAGCGAAUGCCCUGAGCAGUGACUUCCUUCUGAGGCUUCCUGAGCCUUCUUCCCCACCGGCUUGCGUUGUUAUUAACCCCGUGGACUCCUGACUCUUUUUCCGCCUUGAACAUCAAUAUGUGUCAUGUUAUUGUCACCUGUCGCUCGAUGCUCUGGACCCUCCUGAGUAUUGUGGUGGCUUUUGCAGAGCUCAUUGCCUUCAUGAGCGCUGACUGGCUAAUUGGGAAAGCCAAGACCCGCAGCAACGCUGAGCCCGAUGACCAGAGCGGAGGCUCCUCGGAGCCCUACCACCCUACUCUGGGAAUCUAUGCCCGCUGCAUCCGGAACCCCGGGGUGCAGCACGUCCAGCGGGAGACGCUGUGCGGGCCCUACGCUGAGAACUUCGGCGAGAUUGCCAGUGGCUUCUGGCAGGCCACCGCUAUUUUCUUAGCCGUGGGCAUUUUCAUUCUCUGCACAGUGGCCUUGGUGUCCGUCUUCACCAUGUGUGUGCAGAGCAUCCUGAAGAAAAGUAUUUUCAAUGUCUGCGGGCUCUUGCAAGGCAUUGCAGGCCUCUUCCUCAUCCUCGGUCUGAUACUCUACCCAGCGGGCUGGGGCUGCCAGAAGGCCGUAAGCUACUGCGGACACUAUGCGUCAGCCUACAAACCUGGAGACUGCUCCUUGGGCUGGGCUUUUUAUACAGCCAUCGGUGGCACAGUCCUCACCUUUCUCUGUGCCAUCUUCUCCGCACAAGCAGAAAUUGCAACCUCCAGUGACAAAGUACAGGAAGAAAUCGAAGAGGGGAAAAACCUUAUCUGCCUCCUUUAGAGACAUUAAUGCCAUUUUCUUCCUUGUGUAACCUUGUGUAACAGUCUGCAUUUGGUUUUGUCAUUUGAGUCAAGUGAAGAACUAGCCUUUACCUACCAAGCCACAUUCCACAGCCCCCAAACCCUGAGCCUUAAGAGGGCCAACGAGAGGCAAUAAGCAGAGUAUCUACACACGAGGGCCGCAGUGAGACAGAACACGAAAAUUGUACAUAAACCCUGACAUGCAGCUGAUACAUUGUCAGACUCUGUUGUCUCCAAGGCUCAAUGAAGGAUAAUGAUCUAAACCAUUAAAGCAGCAAUUUCUUCGGAAACAGGAGACUGUUAACCAGAUUCGCAGGCUGUUUUGAGAUGUGUGUUUGCUACAAGAUUGCAUACCUGUGAGCAUCUCUGCCUCAGAAUGAAGUUUAGGGGUUGGUGUAUUGUUUCCUGUUUCUUUCAAGUUAACUCAGUCAGAGGCUACAACAAAGAGCGCACACUUACCAGGGACAGGAUGUAUGCUAAAGGGCAUAACAAGAUACUGUCUCUUGCUUAGCCGACCAAAGGAAGUUGGCAGGGAUGGUGUGGGAUCCUGGUGUGGAACGUAUUCUCGGCUGAAUUCCAGUGUAGGGUGGAUCAAUUGAACUGUCACUCCGAGUAAAGACCUGUGUGAUCAUGCGAAAAAAGUACAAAAUCCUGCUAGUGAAGACAAAUUCACUGUGCUUCCCAGCAGUCAGGCUAGUGCCAGUACUGGCCCAGCCUCUUCUUCCACUGGACAUCACAUUUUCUUCUAGGGUUAGGGCUGCACUUUGACUGCCAAACAAAAUCUAUUUCCUCAUUCCAGGCAGAGAGGUCUCCAAGCCAGCUAUGGCUUAUUCACAUGUUCACUGGGAGAACUUGCCAGAAUCUCAGCACCUGUGAGGAGACCUUUUCUCACUGUUGAUGAUGCAGUAGUCAGCUGUAUUUCCAACCUCAGCAGCAGCAGAAUAGCAUUCUUUGGAGGAAAAAAAAAGCUAGUCAUAGGAGUUAAGUUUUUAUAGUCACUGGUGUUGGCCCUGAAAGCACCCUAAAGUAACAUUAAAUUGCUGCACCUGAUGAGCUGCCACAAAGGCUUCAUUCCCAGCAAAGUACAGAGUAGAAAGUUAAUGCAAAAACAAGAGCAAGACCAAGCUCAUAGCACCAGCCUAUACCUGUUUACAAAAAGAACUGACCACCCCUAUUUGUAAAGGAUUUAGGGGCUUUUAAUCUAGUUUCUAUAAAUUGCCAGUAUAAUUGAUUCAGGUAAAUGGUAUUAGUUCUGACCUCACAUUUACUUUGGAAUGAUGAAAAUGGCCAGAAAGAACCCAGUCUGGUAUUACUCUGAGUUUCAGAAUUGCAGAAUGAUAAACACUUCUUCACAACUUAACCAAGUAGAAUGGACCUGUCAGAUUUCUAGAAGAAUUGGAGGUAUAGGUCUCUUUGGGUUUAUGAAUCUGCUCACUUGAGGGCUUGCUUUGUUUGAAAACUUAAUUACCACACUCCUUCUUUGGGCAUGGUAUUGUAUGCUAAGUGCCACCAGGCAUAUAACCCUGAUUCAGAUUUUACAAGCCUGCCCUGAAUGAAUCAUUAAGCUGUGAGAGUCUAAAACCAUGCCUUGGUGCAGAACAAAUAACUGCUUUAUAGCUAGCUAGCUGUCUAGCUGUCUGUCUAUCUAUCAUCCAUCUAUCUAUCUAUCUAUCUAUAUCUAUCAUCUAUCUAUCUAUCUAUCAUCUAUCAUCAUCUAUCAUCUAUCAAUCUAUCAUCCAUCAUCUAUCAUCUGUCUAUCAUCUAUAUCUAUCAUCUAUCAUCAUCUAUAUCUAUCAUCUAUCUAUCUAUCAUCUGUCUAUCUAUCUAUCUGUCUAUCAUCUAUCUAUCUAGGUGGAAUGGAGCAACUAAAAUGGUACCCCAUUCUGGCUUUUGGCCUAUAGCAAAAACCUAUCUUAUCUCACAAAUUAGGACCUAAGGGCAGGAGGGGUGGGAGUGUGAAACCAGGCCUUAAUGCAUUCACCAUUCUUAAGACCAAAGAAGUUCAGAAGAAGCAUGCUGUAAAUCCUGUGACUUUCUUUGAAAAGAGGAGGUAAACAGGUUUCCUUACAGCAACCUAUGGUAAAGCUCAGGAAACAUUAACCCUAUUCCUGAUGCCACGAAAUAGGUGAUGGCAGCCAAUGGACAGGGCUCCUGUCCCCGAUCAUGCAUUUUUAUGCUCAAACCAAUGUACCCAAGUAACUAUGUUUCAAAUCUUUGCAGUAAUUAUUAAAAAACAACAACAACAAGGAAUUCACCUUAUCAGGCAAAUCUUGAUAGAAACACAAAUUUUUUUCUUAAAUUUAUCAUCAGAAGACUUACCAAUCUUAUACUCUCCUUACAGACCACUUAAGUCUUGAGCCCAGAGGCUCCUCCAAGCAUGUCCAUCAUCUUUCCUGCCUGACUGCUGUAUCCCUAGACCACCCUGAUAACAACAGUCACAAGUGAAAAUGUGAUCUCUCUUGGCCAGAAGUCAUUUGCUUAGUCUGAAUGUGGCAGAAGACAGAAAAGUACAUGUGCACACACAAAACCCCAAACCACUGAAAACUAAAACACUGACUUAGAAAGCAGAACAGCAAUGGAAUUCCUCUAGCAGAGACAGAGUAAGAGGCAAUGUUGGGCCUUUUAAACCUUCAGUCCAUUAGCGGCUUUAGUUGGGAUGAAUGGAAUAUCCAAAAUCAUGUUCUCAAGACCAAAACUGCACAGCAGUUUAAAAACCACUGAAUAUGGAAUGGGUUAGAAGUUUAAAAACAAAAAUGUUAGACUGAUUGUUGACUCACAUUUUUCUAAUUUCUAUCAUCUAAUCACCUCAGCCUAAAAAUCUAAUGUACCUGGACCAUUAAUUACUAAAAGUCUUAUUUAUUUUUGUCUUCAUUUUCGCUUAAAGUUUUGUGGUGAGCUGGGCUUCUCAGUGAACUCCCCAGAAGGCAGAAAUAUCUGCCUUGAAUUCUGUGGAUUCUUUAAACCUGUGUGCUAAUUCAACAAUGUUACAUUAAUUGUAUAAGGGUUUUGUAUAAUUUUCAGACAUCUGUGGUGUAAUGAUCUUUGUAAAACAUGUAUCCUGUAAAGUGCCAUAGUCUUUUUUUAUGUGUAGCAUAUUUAAGAAAUAUAUAUGUAUAUUAUACAUACACAGUUCUGUGUGAAAGAUGUGCAAUAACAGGUGUAUGUAUGUUUUGUUUUUUUGGAAACUGGACAGGAGUCAGAACAGGGAUUGUUUCUGUUUUGGCAAAGGAGAGUAAAACAUUUUUGCCUUCAUGGCCUAGUCAUUAACCCACAAUAAUUUUAAUGCUACACAAGCCUAUGUGAAGGAGAGACUGGUAUGAAUCAUUUUUUCCUGGGUCUAAAUUAAUCACUAGAUUUUUGUGAAAGUUAGCCAGCAAUCCAGGCCCAGUUAAUGCUAGUUUUUCAUGUGAAAUGUGAAGCUGCCAUGUUGCCUUUUCUGUUAGUGUGAUAACUAGUAGCUGGUACAUAAUCAUCACUAAGGAGCUGUUUCUUAAUUAAUCCUUUGAUAGACCAUGUUAAUGCUAGACCGCUAAUCUCACACCUUAGCCAUAGGAGUCUGGCUUAGAACAGACCUCUCUGUGCAAUAACAUGUGGCUACUGGAAAUCCCCAGCCCUCAUUUGUAUUUGGGCAGCAAUGACUCCCAAGGGCCAAAAGAGUUAAAGGCAUGACUAGGAUUUCUUCUGAGACGACUGUGGUAAAAUGCCUUCCAAGGCUGGGGGGUCAUUAUGUGCUUUGGAGGACCUCAGCACCACUUGAUAUUCAACAGCCACUUGAGCCAAAUAUGAAACUGUAUUCACCAUUAAUGGACUCAAUUUGAGCCUUCAAAUUUGUGAUUAUCCUACUAUAUUGUAAGCUAAUACAUUGUUUGUCUAGCAUUGAUUAGGUUUCUGUGCAUAUGUAUUUUCACAACAUCCACCCCACCCCUUCUCAGAUCUGAAUUAAACCAGAUUUUGUAAACACA